Rotaria socialis is the source of this 513-nucleotide messenger RNA. The record is from the annotation of a GenBank genome assembly. NCBI's taxonomy places the organism in Eukaryota, Metazoa, Rotifera, Eurotatoria, Philodinida, Philodinidae.
AUGAAUUUUGAAAUUGACGUUGAAUCUAAAACAAUCAAAACUGAAUUGGUUGAUAAAUAUUCAAAAUAUGUUAAAACAAUAGGAAAUCGAAUUGUUGAAGUUGAAUUUUCUUGGUUUCAAGUAAAUCCACGUCAAAGCUAUCGAUUAAGAAUAAAUGAACAACAAUUCAAUGAAGCACAGAAAUAUGUGCGUUCAAAAAAAUUAAUCAAUAUUAAAUUUGAACAAUUUACGGAUUUCAUAACACCUAUUUUUGCAAAUGAAGUUUCAGAAGUCAGUAGUUUCGUUUUACGUGCAACUUUUGAUAAUUUAUUCGAUCAAAAUUCAAAUGGAAAAAUUGAACAAGAAGAAUUUGAGGCAAUUUUCUUAUUACUUCAAGGUUCUAAUACAGAUAAACAGCAUUUAUUACAGGAAAAUUUUCGUCAAAUUCUGGGUCAUCGUACUAAAUAUAUUACAUUCAAAGAAUUUCAUGAUUUUGUUAAAUGUGGCUAUCUACGUCAACUGUUUAUGUGUUAA